AUGCUAGCCAUUGUCUUUGCCUUGGAGAAAUUCAGGUCAUACUUGAUAGGGUCGAGGGUCACCAUCUUCACGGAUCAUGCUGCCAUCAAGCACCUGCUCGCCAAAACAGACCCAAAGUCGGGGUUGAUCAGAUGGGUCCUGCUGUUACAAGAGUUUGACAUCAUCAUCAAGGACAAGAAAGGAUUCCAGAAUGUGGUAGCCGAUCAUCUGUCUCGAUUAAAGAAUAAAGAUGUCACCAAGGAAAAACCAGAGGUAAAAGGUGAAUUUCCUGAUGAGUUUCUUUUGCAGGUUACCGCUAGACCUUGGUUUGCAAACAUGGCUAAUUACAAAGCCAUGAGAGUCAUUCCAGAGGAGCUUAAUUGGAGUCAAAGUAAGAAAUUCUUGCACGAUGCACGCUUCUAUGUGUGGGAUGAUCCUCAUUUGUUCAAGGCAGGAGCGGAUAAUUUAUUAAGGAGAUGCGUCACAAAGGAGGAAGCACAAAGCAUUCUUUGGCAUUGCCACAGUUCACCCUAUGGCGGUCACCACAGUGGGGACAGAACAACAGCAAAAGUGCUACAAUCAAACUUCAUGGGGCCCCUUCCUUCGUCAUACGGGAAUGUCUACAUCUUGGUAGCUGUGGAUUACGUCUCCAAAUGGGUGGAAGCCAUAGCCACGCCGAAGGACGAUGCCAGGGUAGUGAUCAAAUUUCUGAAGAAGAACAUCUUUUCCCAUUUCGGAGUCCUACAAGCCUUGAUUAGUGAUGGGGGAACGCACUUCUGCAACAAUCAGUUGAAGAAAGACCUGGAGCACUAUAAUGUCCAACACAAGGUGGCCACACCUUAUCACCCUCAGACGAAUGGCCAUGUAGAAAUUUCUAAUAGGGAGCUCAAGAUAGCGUUCAAGACCCCCAUCGGCUUAUCACCAUUUCAACUAGUGUAUGGGAAGGCAUGUCAUUUACCAGUGGAGCUGGAGCACAAAGCAUAUUGGGCUCUCAAGUUGCUCAACUUUGACAACAACGCAUGUGGCGAAAAGAGGAAGCUACAACUGCUGGAAUUAGAAGAGAUGAGACUGAAUGCCUACGAGUCAUCCAGAAUUUACAAGCAAAAGAAAAAGGCAUAUCAUGACAGAAAGCUACAAAGGAAAGAAUUCCAGCCAGGGCAGCAACUAUUACUCUUUAACUCGAGGCUAAGGCUAUUCCCAGGUAAGCUGAAGUCCAAGUGGUCAGGGCCAUUCAUAAUCAAAGAAGUCAGACCUCACGGAGCAGUAGAAUUGGUGGAUCCUAGAGAAGAGAACUUUGAGAAGAAAUGGAUCAUCAAUGGACAACGCUUGAAGCCUUAUAACGGAGGACAACUAGAGCGAUUGACGACCAUCAUCUACUUAAAUGACCCUUGA
This is a messenger RNA of Glycine soja, 1371 nucleotides long. RefSeq lists its product as uncharacterized. Gene Ontology annotation, biological process: DNA integration. Lineage: Eukaryota; Viridiplantae; Streptophyta; Magnoliopsida; Fabales; Fabaceae. Gene Ontology annotation, molecular function: nucleic acid binding. The transcript has 3 exons. The record is from RefSeq and is a predicted model, not a curated record. Bases 1 to 1371 code for a protein of 456 amino acids.